GCUUGGGGGGCUCCCAGGAAGGACUUGGGGGGCCCAAGGCCUUGCAAAAGUAGCCCUUGGAGACCUUUUUUUGGGAUGCAAGGAAAAACUGGGCUCCCUGCCUAUGAAAGUGGCUGCUUUCUCUGCUCCAAGCCGGUCUUCCUUUCGGACCCCAAAGCUCCCCCUGGCAUGAACAGCGCUGCCUCUGAGCUUUUGGGGAUCUCCGUUGAGCGCACCCCUCCAUCUUCGCCACGGGUCCAGAAACAACGCAGCCUCUCCGCCGUGGAGCCAUGCUCGGCCCCCGGAGGAGACUGGGAAGCCCCCGAAAUGGAGGACGUGGAGGAUGGCCCUCGAUUCCCGGAGGUUCACAUGCGCCGGUCAGGCACCCUCCGAAGUUCAGCGCACAUCUACGAUUCCUUCCGGAGGCACAGCUGGGAACCGGGGAAAGUCCUAGACGACGAUCCGGAUUUUGACCAGCGAAGCCUGAGUUUGAAAGGCCUGGCCCCGGAUGAGGUGGACUCCUCCAUGGAACAACUGGACAGGCAUCCCCAAGGCAGAAGGGACCCUCGCCGGACCCCCAUCAUCCGGAGCAAUGAUGAAUUGGAGUCCUUGCUCUCUCAGGACGAGGAGGAUGAGGAUCAGGAAUUGUCCCAGGAACAUGCAAAGAGGAUGCAAAUGUAUCGGCCGUCCCCAAACUCGGCCGGCAGCUCUCUGCCCAAAUCUGUUUCCAUGAGCGGCAUUGACAGCUAUCCAGACACAGAUGCAAUUUCCCUUUAUGCUGAUGGUGUCAGCCUGGCCAACGGCUUCAACCCUGGGAGCUACGGCUGUCUGGACACCAUCACGGCCGAGGAAGCCGAGGACCCUGCGGACCCCCAGAGGGACGGGGGGACCCCCUUGGGACGCACCCUCAGCUUCUUGAAAAAGAUGACCGGCAAGUCCAAGAACAAAGACAAAGAAAGGAUGAAGGAGGGCAAAGACAAAGAUGCCCGCUACACCAAUGGGCACCUCUUCAACUCCAUCACGGUCUCGGGCAUGACCAUGUGCUACGCCUGCAACAAGAGCAUCACGGCCAAGGAGGCGCUGAUUUGUCCCACCUGCAAUGUCACCAUUCACAACCGCUGCAAAGAUACUCUGCCCAACUGCACCAAAGUCAAGCAGAAGCAGCAAAAAGCCGCCUUGCUAAAGAACAGUUCGGCGCUGCAGACGGUAUCCCUGAGGAGCAAACCAGCCAACCGGGAGCGUCCCAAUUCGGCCAUCUACCCCUCGGAGAGCUUCCGCCAGACUUUGCUGGGCUCCCGCCGGGGCCGUCCCACCUUGUCCCUCUCCAAAAGCGUCUCCACCACAAACAUUGCUGGGAAUUUCAAUGAUGAAUCUCCACUGGGCCUUCGUAGGAUCCUGUCCCAAUCCACGGACUCCCUGAACAUGCGCAACCGCACUCUUUCUGUCGAGUCCCUCAUCGAUGAAGGAGCUGAAGUCAUCUAUAACCAGUUGAUGAGCGACUAUGAAACAGACGAGAAGGCGUUUGAGGCUGAUUCCUGGAGUCUGGCGGUCGACAAUAACUUCUUGCAACAACACAAGAAGGAGGUCAUGAAGCGCCAAGAUGUCAUCUAUGAGUUGAUCCAGACGGAGCUCCACCACGUCCAGACCCUGAAGAUCAUGACCAACCUCUUCCGCAAAGGCAUGCUGGAAGACCUCCAGAUGGACGCAGCCCAAGUCCAGAGUAUGUUUCCCAGCCUGGAUGAGCUCAGCGAGAUCCAUGACCGCUUCCUGGUCCAGCUCUUGGAACGCCGCAAGGAGUCCCUGGCCACCGACAGCAACAAGAACUUUGUCAUCAACCGGCUGGGAGACAUCCUGGUGCAACAGUUCUCAGGCUCCAGCGCUGAGCAAAUGAAGAAGGCUUACUCAGAGUUCUGCAGCCGCCACACGAAAGCCGUCAAGCUUUACAAAGAGCUGUUCGCUCGUGACAAACGGUUCCAGCAGUUCAUCCGCAGGCUGACCCGAUUAUCGGUGCUGCGGAGGCACGGCGUGCAAGAAUGCAUCCUCCUGGUCACCCAGCGCAUCACCAAAUACCCCGGGCUUAUUGACCGAAUCCUACAGAACUCCAAAGGGAAUGAAGCAGAUCAGCAGGAUUUGAGUACUGCCUUGACUUUAGUCAAGGAUCUGAUCAAGGACAUUGACCAAGAAGUCCACGAUUAUGAGAAGAAUGCACGGCUGCAGGAGAUUUAUGCCCGGGUGGAUGGGCGCACCAAGGCCCUCCUGCCCUGGGAACACGGCUCUUUCGGCAAGGACGAGAUGCUGCGGCGCAAGCUGGUGCAUGAUGGCUGCAUGCUCUGGAAGACGGCCACCGGGCGCUUCAAAGAUGUCCUGGUUCUCUUGAUGACGGACAUCCUCAUCUUCCUCCAGGAGAAGGACCAGAGGUAUACCUUCCCAACCCUGGACAAGCCGGCCAUCAUCUCUAUCCAAAACCUGAUUGUCCGAGACAUUGCCAACCAGGAGAAGGGCAUGUUUCUCAUCAGCAACACUCCGCCUGAGAUGUACGAGGUCCACACUGCUUCCCGCGAUGACCGUAACACUUGGAUGAGGCUCAUCCAGCAGACCGUCAAGCUUUGCCCUGACCGGGUGGAUUUCCCCCUCAUUGAGACGGAAAGCGAAGCCUCUCUGAGGAAACUGAAAGACAAGAUCCAGCAGCGCGACCGGGAAAUUGCGGAAUUGCUGGAGGAGAAAGUGGGCCUCUUUGCCGAUGUCUUGGCCCUUCAGAGCGGCGGCGAGGAUGGACCCUUGACCUGCGUCAACCCCCGGACCCUUUUCCGCACGGAGUCAUCAGACAUUCCCAACGGAGAGAAGCUGAUCCAGGAGGCUGUCAAAGAAGUGGAGUUUCUCAAAGACCUCUUCAUGGGACCCGCUUGGGACCGAGACCAAAACCACCUCCAUGCUCCGAACGGUUGCUCCAGCCCAAACCCCAACAACGCCACAAACGGGGAGACCGGAAAUGUAAACGGUUCUCUCGAAUUCCCCAGGGUUGAAUCGGAGUCAAACCAGCGGGAUGGCAAUGGCAACCAGUUGCACCAGAAAGUCCCACAGGAGGAGGUGCUGCAGCGGCUCAGGAGUCUCUAUUCUCUACUUCAUGGCUUGCAGGGAGUUGUGGCACACCAGGACACCCUCCUGGAGCUGCAGUUGCAAGAGGCGAGUGAACGGCGGGAGAGGCUGAGCCGGACCAACUCCCGCAAGGAUGGCUCUUCGUCUUCCUCCUCAUCCUCCUCCUCCUCUUCCUCGCUGGAGAGGCAAGCCUCGGACCUUUCGCUGCUCCAGAAACAGCACACUCUGCUGCAGGAGGAGCUGAGCCGCUGCCGGCAGCUCUGCCAAGAGAAGAGCCAAGAAGUGGCGGCGCUGGAGGCCCGGCUGCGGGAGAGCGAGCUGGAAAGGGCCCGGCAAGAGCGUGAGGCAGAAGAGGUGCGCCGGCAGCUGGCGGCCUUCCGGCAACCCUUGGAGGCCACCUGGGUCCGGAAGGGGGCAGAGUCUCGGAGACGCAGCUUGCCCGCUGGUGAUGCUCUCUACCAAAGCUUCACCCCACCUUCACAGAGCCGAGCGGGGGAUCUGCUUUCCCCCGGAUGCCACUCUCUGCACCGGACCUUUGCCAGUUGCCAGCGGGAUGAGGCGGCUUACCCCGGGAUGCCCAGCCGGCUACAGGAGGGCGACCAGGACCUGGAGGUGCUUUCGGAGGAAGAGGGUCCGGUCCCCUCGCAGUCUCCCCCUCCCAGCCCAAGAGAUUUCCAGAGGAUGCAGGACAUCCCAGAGGAGGUGGAGAGCGUCCCGGAACCCAGCGUUGGCGACCGCGGCUCCUCCGAGAGCUAGAUGGUGCAAACGGGGGGACAUCCCUGCUCUCUCUGAAACCUUCGGACGGUCCUCCAAUCCAAGCCAUGCCACCGUGGCGCUUCAGGGACCUGGAAAGAGCACCCCAAACUUGACUUUGGCAUGGGGUUCGGGUGGGUGGCGGGGAAGGGAAGGGGGAGACCAUGUCCUGAGAGUUGUCGGGGGGCAAUGCCAGGCCAAAGCCUCCCCCGGAGAGGGACCGCCGCUUGAUCUGUGGCCUUGAUCCUUCCUCAGUGACGGACGAUGGGUUCGGGUUCUCUUCUUUUUAUUUUUGGUGUUGUGACUGUCUCUGCCCCUUGCUCCCGGUUGCUUAUGGGGAAGCGAAUCCGGGGAUCUGCCGGAAUCGGGAUUGUGAUUCCCCCCCAAAUCCAUACGGUUUCACAUUAUUUAUUUUGGGAGCGGGAGGAAGCUGCUCCGUCGGGCGGCGUUUUAGAUUAAUUUUAUUAAUUUUAUUUUAAAAAUAUCUCAUAAGCGAUAAGGAGAUGCGUUCGUUUCUUUUGCAAGAGGGGGGUCUGGCGGCCCUAGAAGUCUUGGCCAACGCUUUCCCUGGGGCCUUUUCUUCGCUGAUUUUAACCCUGUGAAUUGGUUGUUCUCAUUGAGGUCCAUUUAAAAGUGAUUUUUCAACCCCUCAUUUUUGGAAAGGGAUGCAACUUGUAUCCCAAUGUGCUCAAAUUUUUUUACACAUGCGCCACAGGUUAAAUUUCUUGCGCAACAUGCUCCGCAGCCCCAGGAAUGGUCUUUCUAACCAGUAAAGUGCUAGUUUUGGGAAGGCUGUUUAGUGCCAUUGUGAAACUAGAAGGGGGUCAAAGACUAAUAGAGGAUCAAACAUCUGCUGUUUUAUGAUGCUGCCAAUGGCGCCCCCAAGUGGCCCCUGUUGAAAUUGCAGCCUUUUGAAAAUUGGAGGAGAACAUAAUAACUGCAUUAUUUUAGUUUCUUUGGAUGAAGGGGGGAAAUCGGAUUAAAAACGUGAAGGAGAGACCUUGAAGGCUUCGCCAAGAAUUUAGGCGUGCGCCAUUUGUACACAGAAAGAAAGCAAGAAAAUAUUUUGUUCCAUUAUUAUUAUUAUUACUAUUAAUAUUAUUAUUAUUACUAUUUUAAUUAGCCUAGUGACUUCCUUUCUGUACCAAAGCUGGAUUUAUUUUUAGAGGAUACCUGUCGUUUUUGGGGAGGGUUAGGGUUCAACUAUGUUUUGCUGCAGGGAUAUUAGACUGGGUUUGGGAGCAUGGAUAGAACAUUAAAAGGAAAGACUGUGCAAAUUGCAAGUGUACAAUGAUGCAGAUCGCAAGUGUGCAAUGCACCAUUUUGAUGGUCAUUGAAGGUUCAAGCAUUCACCUUAAAAGCGCAUUUCUGGCCAGGUGUGCAUAUAACAUGAAAAGAAAGGGUUGUGCAGAUGACAAGUGUGCAAUGUUCAAAUUGCAAGUGUACAGUGUGCCAUUUUGAUGGUCAUUGAAGGUUCAGCCGUUCACAUUGAAAGCGCAUUUCCAGCCAGGUGUGGAUAUAAUAUGAAAAGAAAGGGUUGUGCAGAUUGUGAGUGUGCAAUGCCACAAAUCUCAAGUGUGCAAUGCUCCAGAUGGAUGCAAACCGCAAAGGUACCGCUCUGCAAAUUGCAAACAUACCUUUCCUUCCUACAUUUUAUAAAAACGAUUGGAAAACCCCAAAAUCGUCACAAUACGACCCAAUUGCGGCGCUACCUGGCUGCAUCCUGUGGGACCCUGGGAUUUGUAGUUUGCUGGGGCUUUUAGAUUUCCCGGCUGAACUACAACUCCCAGGAUUCCCUAGGAAUAAUACAUCUGUGGAGGUUUAAAGAGAUGUAAAAGCUCCAUAACCAUAUAAUGUCAAAAUAAAGUGUUGAAAGGACGCCGACGGGGCAUUUAAUUUUUCUAGCUACAAGGGCCUUUUUGUUUCUGGUUUUUAAAUUAAUGCGCAAGACUGAUAUAUAUAUAAAUAUCUGAAGAGAACAAAAUGGUUUAUUGUUUUGGGUCAAUUCAACUUGUAAAAAGAAAAGGGGAGGGGAAAAGAAGCGAAUUAAAAGAGAUCAAAACCAA
This is a messenger RNA of Sceloporus undulatus (fence lizard), 5894 nucleotides long. RefSeq names its product Rho/Rac guanine nucleotide exchange factor 2 (gene ARHGEF2). Gene Ontology annotation, molecular function: guanyl-nucleotide exchange factor activity; microtubule binding. Lineage: Eukaryota; Metazoa; Chordata; Lepidosauria; Squamata; Phrynosomatidae. Gene Ontology annotation, biological process: cell morphogenesis; regulation of Rho protein signal transduction; actin filament organization. Gene Ontology annotation, cellular component: ruffle membrane; cytoskeleton. Bases 76 to 3831 code for a protein of 1251 amino acids. The transcript is spliced from 27 exons. The record is from RefSeq and is a predicted model, not a curated record.